This is a messenger RNA of Adineta ricciae, 2010 nucleotides long. The record is from the annotation of a GenBank genome assembly. NCBI's taxonomy places the organism in Eukaryota, Metazoa, Rotifera, Eurotatoria, Adinetida, Adinetidae.
AUGGUUACUAUAGAAUUUAUACGGACCGUUUACAAAUGUAAACAUGUUCAAAGUAACGAAACCGUUGCACUCAAGCGUGUUCAUUUGCAUAUGAAAUCUCUAUCGGAGGAAGGUGUUCCUAAUAACAUCAUUCGAGAAAUCAAAGCGUUACAAGAAAUUGAAGAUCAUGAAAAUAUUGUUAAGCUACUUGAUGUUUUCCCGCAUGGAAUGGGUUACAUCUUCGUAAUUGAGUAUAUGCUAAGUGAUUUAACGGAAGUGAUUCGGAAUGUCAAUCAGCCAUUGACAACUUCGCAGAUAAAAAGUUACAUGAAAAUGCUAUUAAAUGGUGUGUCAUUUUGUCAUGAAAAUCGAAUCAUGCAUCGAGAUUUGAAACCGGCAAACUUAUUGAUAAGUGCAACUGGACAUUUAAAAAUCGCUGAUUUUGGUUUAGCAAGAAUAUUUGACAAAGCUCAACCACAACGACAAUACAGUCAUCAAGUUGCAACAAGAUGGUAUCGUGCACCAGAGCUUCUUUAUGGUUCACGCAGUUAUGAUGAAGGUGUUGACCUAUGGGCAGUUGGAUGCAUAUUCGGUGAAUUAAUCAAUCGCAGUCCGUUGUUUCCGGGAGAGAGUGAUAUUCAUCAAUUAUGUUGUGUAUGCAAACUUCUUGGAACACCUACUGAAGCUCAAUGGCCGGAAAUGAAGAAAUUACCUGACUAUGGCAAAAUUAGCUUUGAUGAUUUCGAAGGAAUGAAAUUCGAAGAUAUCGUUCCCGAAGCCUGUUCGAAUGCUAUUGACCUCCUAAAAAAGUUCCUCGUCUAUCCGUCUAAACAGCGGAUCAGUGCUCAGCAGGCUUUACUACAUUGUUAUUUCUAUACAUCGCCAUUACCAUGUCAUCACACGGAAUUACCGAUUCCUGCUCGACGAAAGAACCGUCAUGUCUAUGAAUUCGACGUUAAACGAAAUUCUUCGCAUCCGUUCGGUCACUAUCAAAGCGUAACAACAGACUAUGUCAGUGAGCAGAAUUUAUCAUUUCCGCCCGUUCUGCUUUCACAAUCUCAACAUCAUCAUCGUCUAUCUUUCUUUCUUAUCAACCAAAGACAACUAAAACUCGGCAUUUGCUAUACAUAUAUCUGUCGAUCUAUUAUUUAUAAAAUUCUAAGUGAGGAAAAUGAACCAUAUGCUGUUCUAUUCGUUUUAAUUAUCAAUGAAAAAUCAGGCCCCAUCGACGUAUGUGAACAUGUCUGCUUAUGUAGCAUUAUCAUGCUUGAUUGCAUUUGCUAUCAUCUCCGACCGGUACUUUCGGAAUCGAUGCGCAAAUUCUCGACCUCAUUUCAUCGUCCACAAUCGAUUACAACGUCGAGUUUAUCUUUAGCAAAAUCAACAUCGGAUCCGUGUGUUAAACCAGCUGAUCUACCUGCGGUAGUCAAUAAAAAUCUCAUUGCUGUUCCUCAAAAUCUACCUUCGACAAACACUCAAAUUAAUAAAACGAUUCCUCGUCGUUCCUACGGUUCAUCAUUGUUGAAUCCGUUUGUUUAUACUAAUUUCGGCACUGAAGACGGAACAGAUGAACGAACACCGCCGUCGUAUCCCGUUUUACACUUCAGUUGUGAAUAUAACCCAUCAACCUUCAGUAUUCGAUUAAAUGUCCAAAACUUACGUCAUAUGAACUCGUUAUUAACAUCAUUGAAUUAUCCAAUAACGAAAGAUGCAUAUAUAUUUCUUCGAUUUACUAUCUUCUCAACAACAGUAACUGGUGAACCGUAUGAAACGUCAUUACAACAUUUUCAAGAUUUUAUCCGUUUCGGUGAAACGUUCAAUAUAUUGAGUAAUGUUCGGGCAGGCGAUGUAUUAAACUAUGAGGUUAAAUUCUUUCUCAUGCUAUUAACAGAUAACAAUAUGUACGAAUUAGGUGAAGCUAGCUAUUCGACAAAGGAUGAUCAAUUAACGCAUAUUUUGUACAUCGAACGUAUUCUACCAAUUCGUCUGGGGAAAAAAUUGAAGUCAGCAACGAGCGAAGAUAAUGCUUAG